Messenger RNA from Linum tenue, 426 nucleotides. Lineage: Eukaryota; Viridiplantae; Streptophyta; Magnoliopsida; Malpighiales; Linaceae. The record is from the annotation of a GenBank genome assembly.
AUGAUCAACGGCAGCUGGGCCACAACUAAGAAGAGAGCCCGCCAUCGAGUCGACGAUGAUCGGCUCAGCGAGCUUCCCGAACAUGUCCUCCGCCGCAUCCUCUCCUUCGUCGACUCCAAAACCACCGUCCAAACAAGCCUCCUCUCCCGCCGUUGGAGAUCCGUCUGGAAAGGCGUCCCUGCCCUCAAUCUCAACAGGCGUUCCUUCAACAACUUCCCUAGCUUCAGCCAAUUCGUCUCCCGCAUCCUCUCCAACCGUUACGACUCCGCCGGGGUCGAGGAGAUCACCUUCCAAUUGCAAUGGGACACGUGGACUGAGAUGUUCAUCGAUGCGGAGUUGAUCUACGGGACGCUCUUCGACUACGCCGCGUCGCACGGGAACCUCCUACGCUUGCGCGCAGUCUAUUGUGACCCAGAACGCGUCUGA